CACAGAUUCCCCAGCCUGGCCGUGUGACACUAAGGAAGCAGGAAGGUUUCAGCCGUUGCUCGCUUUAACCUUGUCCAGGAAGAAAGAGACAGAAGCUGCUUAUCUGAAAGGCAAGGGGAACGCAGUUGAAGAGAUGCAUGGAAUAAUCAGAGCGGGCUCUGAUUCCCCUCCCAAGGCGGCGGCGGCUGAGCGGCGGAGCCCCCCAAAUGGCCUGGCCAGAUGCGGCAGGUUUGCUGCUCAGCGCUGCCGCCGCCGCCGUCGCCACUGGAGAAGGCUCGGUGCAGCAACCAAAGCCACAGCAGCAGCAGCAGCAGCGGCGACAGCAGCAGCGACAGGAGCAGCAGCGAGAGCGGCAGCAGCAGCAGCAGCAGCAGCAGCAUCUCCCGUCCCGCUGUGCCCCCAGAGCCGCGGCCGCAGCCACAGCCGCAGCCCCGCAGCCCCGCAGCCCCACCAGCCGCCGCCCGCUCGCGAGCUGCAGCCUCCGGCGGCAUGAGGCGCGACCCGGCCCCCGGCUUCUCCAUGCUGCUCUUCGGUGUGUCGCUUGCCUGCUACUCGCCCAGCCUCAAGUCGGUGCAGGACCAGGCGUACAAGGCACCCGUGGUGGUGGAGGGCAAGGUCCAGGGACUGGCCCCAGCCGGCGGAUCCAGCUCAAACAGCACCCGCGAGCCGCCCUCCUCGGGUCGGGUGGCGCUGGUGAAGGUGCUGGACAAGUGGCCGCUCCGGAGCGGGGGGCUGCAGCGUGAGCAGGUGAUCAGCGUGGGCUCCUGCGCGCCGCUGGAAAGGAACCAGCGCUACAUCUUUUUCCUGGAGCCCACGGAGCAGCCCUUGGUCUUUAAGACAGCCUUCGCCCCCCUUGACACUAACGGCAAGAACCUCAAGAAAGAGGUGGGCAAGAUCCUGUGCACCGACUGCGCCACCCGGCCCAAGCUGAAGAAAAUGAAGAGCCAGACGGGACAGGUGGGUGAAAAGCAAUCGCUCAAGUGCGAGGCGGUGGCCGGGAACCCCCAGCCCUCCUACCGCUGGUUCAAGGAUGGCAAGGAGCUCAACCGUAGCCGUGACAUCCGCAUCAAGUAUGGCAAUGGCAGAAAGAACUCACGACUUCAAUUCAACAAGGUGAAGGUGGAAGAUGCCGGGGAGUAUGUGUGUGAGGCUGAGAACAUCCUGGGCAAGGACACGGCCCGUGGCCGGCUCCACGUCAACAGCGUGAGCACCACUCUGUCUUCAUGGUCGGGGCAUGCCCGGAAGUGCAACGAGACAGCCAAGUCCUACUGUGUCAAUGGAGGCGUCUGCUACUACAUCGAAGGCAUCAACCAGCUCUCCUGCAAAUGUCCAAACGGAUUCUUCGGACAGAGAUGUUUGGAGAAACUGCCUUUGCGAUUGUACAUGCCAGAUCCUAAGCAAAGCUCUACCCACACCCAUGUCCCUCACACGAGCCCUGCCCCUGCAGAAGCUGAGGAGCUGUACCAGAAGAGGGUCUUGACCAUCACGGGCAUCUGCGUGGCGCUGCUGGUCGUGGGCAUCGUCUGCGUGGUAGCCUACUGCAAGACCAAGAAGCAGCGGAAGCAGAUGCAAAACCACAUCCGGCAGAACAUGUGUCCAGCCCACCAGAACCGCAGCUUAGCCAAUGGGCCCAGCCACCCCCGGCUGGACCCUGAGGAGAUCCAGAUGGCAGACUUCAUCUCCAAGAACGUGCCCGCCACAGACCACGUCAUCCCAAGGGAAACUGAGACCACCUUCUCCGGGAGCCACUCCUGUUCUCCUUCUCAUCACUGUUCCACAGCCACACCCACCUCCAGUCACAGACACGAGAGCCACACGUGGAGCCUGGAACGCUCCGAGAGCCUGACGUCUGACUCCCAGUCGGGCAUCAUGCUGUCAUCAGUGGGCACUAGCAAGUGCAACAGCCCUGCAUGUGUGGAAGCCCGGGCCCGGCGGGCAGCAGCCUACAACCUGGAGGAGCGGCGCAGGGCCACCGUGCCACCUUACCAUGACUCCGUGGACUCCCUGCGGGACUCCCCACACAGUGAGAGGUACGUGUCAGCCCUGACAACGCCUGCACGCCUGUCGCCCGUGGACUUCCACUACUCGCUGGCCACACAGGUGCCCACUUUCGAAAUCACGUCCCCCAACUCGGCGCAUGCUGUGUCGCUGCCACCUGCCGCACCCAUCAACUACCGCCUGGCCGAGCAACAGCCGCUCCUGUGGCACCCGGCGCCCCCGGGCCCCGGCCCGGGCCCCGGCCCCAGCGCGGACAUGCAGCGAAGCUGUGACAGUUACUACUACCCGCCCGCGGCGUCAGGGCCCGGGUCACGGCGCGGGGCCUGCGCGUUAGGCGGCAGCCUGGGCAGCUUGCCGGCCAGCCCCUUCCGCAUCCCCGAGGACGACGAAUACGAGACCACGCAGGAGUGCGUGCCCCCGCCUGCGCCUCCCCGAGCCCGCGGCGCGUCCCGCAGGACGUCGGCGGGGCCCCGGCGUUGGCGCCGCUCGCGCCUCAACGGGCUGGCGGCGCAGCGCGCGCGCGCGGCGCGGGACUCGCUGUCGCUGAGUAGCGGCUCCGGCGGCGGCUCGGCCUCGGACGAUGAUGCGGACGGGGCGCUGGCGGCCGAGAGCACCCCGUUCCUCGGCCUGCGCGCCGCACACGACGCGCUGCGCUCGGACUCGCCGCCACUGUGCCCGGCGGCUGACAGCAGGACUUACUACUCCCUGGACAGCCACAGCACGCGGGCCAGCAGCAGACACAGCCGUGGGCCGUCCACGCGGGCCAAGCAGGACUCGGGGCCGCUCUAGGGGCCGCACCACCCCCUCGGCCUUACCUGCCCCACUGUCCAUGGAGAAGACAGACCACCAACUGGAGAGAGAAAGGAGGGGGAAGAAAAAAGAAAAAUAUUUUUAUUUUCUAUAAAAGGAAAAAAGUAUAACAAAAUGUUUUAUUUUCAUUUUAGCAAAAAUUGUCUUAUAAUACUAGAUAACGGCAAAGACGUUUUUAUAGGGAAACUAUUUAUAUGUAACAUCCUGAUUUACAGCUUCAGAAAAAAAAAAAAAACAAAAAAAGAGAUGGGCCAAUUUUUUUGACUCUUUACUAGAAACCUAUAUUGUGGUGCCUUUUGCUGUCGGCUAAUCUGGGGCUCCUGCAGUCUGGGUUGCCGAUUUGGGAGGGGGCCCUGUAGGAUCCCCAGCCAACAGGGGUGCGAGACAGCAGGCAAAGGGGGAACGGGAACGGGUUCUUCCCUGGUGGGCAGGAGGGAAGGGGGUACACAGGCGCCUCAACCUGUGUCCAGCAGGAUCUGCAGUCCAGGACCCCAAGGCGGGGAGCAUGAGGGGCGGCAGGGCCAGUGACUUCUGGAGGGAGAGGAAGGUUCCAACAGCAACCCCAAUGGGGAGAGGGCCCUGGCUCCUCACAGCUGCCAGGGGAGGGGGUGAGAUGGGGUCUCCUCAACAGCCCAAGCCCAGAGAGUCCCCCACACCCCCUGCGUGGCUCCUGCAGCCCCUUCGUUUACAGGCCCUCUUUUCUAUUUUCCGCCUGCAUGCCCUUUGCAUUUCAGACGCUAGAUUGGCUGCAUGGUCACGCUGGGACCAAGAAUGAGUCACCUUUUUAGCAAUAAAGGAACAUGCGACCCUCUCACAGCCCCUCUCACCCACCAUAGGACCCUCCCUCCACCACCACACCUGUGACUUCCAACCCCUUCCAGAACCACUCACUCACCUCCACAACUGAGUCCACUGCUAAUUUGUCAAAAAGGUUAUUGUUAUAUUAAAUUCCAAGCAGAAACAAAUGGGAAUUCUGCCCUGAGAUGUCUGAACACCUGACUGUUGACACU
This is a messenger RNA of Ochotona princeps (American pika), 3818 nucleotides long. It is a transcript of the gene NRG2, whose product is annotated as neuregulin 2. Gene Ontology annotation, molecular function: signaling receptor binding. The coding region runs from base 220 to 2787 and encodes 855 amino acids. The transcript has 11 exons. The record is from RefSeq and is a predicted model, not a curated record. NCBI's taxonomy places the organism in Eukaryota, Metazoa, Chordata, Mammalia, Lagomorpha, Ochotonidae. Gene Ontology annotation, biological process: intracellular signal transduction; nervous system development; animal organ development.